AUGUCUUGGUUUAAAGAUGGUUACAGGAAUAAUAAAUUUUUCCAUACGCAAGUUAGAGGUAGAAGAAAGAAGCUGCAACUGUCCAGAAUUCAGAACAGUCAGGGUAUGUGGAUAGAAGAAGAAGAGGAGAUAGUUGCAGAAGCAAUUCAAUUCUUUCAGGAUCAGUUCUCAGAAUCUGCAGCACCUACAUCUUUUGAUAUCAUAAGACAUGUUCCUUCAUUGAUAGAUUCAGGCCAAAAUGAAGAUUUGAUCAAGCAGCCAACGUUAGAGGAGGUAAGGGCAGUUGUAUUUGGGCUCAAUGGAGACAGUGCAGGUGGUCCAGAUGGAUUCACAGGGAAAUUUUAUCAGUCAUGUUGGGAUAUUAUAGGAGAUGACCUGUUUGACAUGGUGAGAGCAUUCUUUAAUAGGCAUGAAUUGCCAAAAUGUGUGACCCAUACUAACCUUGUGUUGCUUCCAAAGAAAAAAGAAGUUUGCACCUUCUCAGAUCUUAGACCAAUCAGCCUCAGGAGGAGCAUUGUAGAAAAUAUUUUGUUAACUCAAGAGAUUGUCACUGAUAUGAGACUAAUAAUUAAGGCAGGUCCAAAUGUUGUAUUGAAGCUGGAUAUGACCAAAGCUUAUGAUAGGCUUUCAUGGUUAUUCUUGACUAAGGUUCUGAGAAAGAUGGGCUUCUCUGAAAGAUUUAUUGGCAUGGUUUUUGGCAUAGUUUCAAAUAACUGGUACUCAGUGCUGAUAAAUGGUCAAGCACAUGGUUUUUUCAAAUCAUCAAGAGGGGUAAAACAAGGAGAUCCUCUGUUUCCUACUUUGUUUAUCUUAGCUGCUGAAGCACUCUCAAGGGGUCUUAAUGCUCUGCAUCUGAAUUUGCAUUUCUGUGGAUAUGCUUUACCUAAAUGGAGCCCAAAGAUAAAUUAUCUUACAUAUGCAGAUGAUACAAUUAUUUUCUCCUCAUCAGACGACACCUCCCUUAGGCACAUAAUGGAGGUACUUGCAGCGUAUGAAGAAGCAUCUGGACAGCAAGUCAAUAAGGCAAAGUCAGCUGUGUAUCUCCAUCAUUUGACUGAUAGUGAAGUAGCAGAGAAGGUGGAGAGAGUUACAGGAAUUAAAAGGCAGGAAUUCCCAAUUGUGUAUUUAGGAUGCCCUAUUUUUUAUUCAAGAAGGAAAAUGGAAUAUUAUCAGCCAAUGAUUACUAAGGUAUUGGACAGAUUACCAUCAUGGAAAGGAAAGCUAUUGUCUAUUGGGGGAAGGGAAAUUCUCAUUGCCCAUGUGCUUCAGAGUAUGCCAAUUCAUUUGUUAUCUGCAGUCAAUCCACCUGCAUAUGUGAUUAAUAGACUUCACAAGAUUUUUGCUCAAUUUUUCUGGAGCAGUUCAGUGACAGGUAACAACAGGCAUUGGGCAUCAUGGAGUACCUUAUGUAUGCCACAGGAAGAAGGGGGUAUUGGUUUUAGGUCCCUUCAUGAUGUAGCAAAAGCUCUGUUCUGCAAACUGUGGUGGAAAUAUAGAACAAAACCAAGUCUGUGGAGCUCAUUUAUGAGUCAGAAGUAUUGCAAAAAGAUGAAUUCAGUGGUAGUGCCAUGGAGAAAAGGAUCACAUGUUUGGAGAAAGAUGUUGGAGUGUAGAGACCUUGUUGAACACCUGAUCAUUUUGCAACCAAGGAUGGGUUCUUCUUUGUUCUGGUAUGAAAACUGGACAGCCUUAGGGGCUUUGUAUUUUUUGAUUCCUCAAAAUUUUGGAGUUGAUGAAUCAGUCCAUAAUGUGUGGGAUGUGGUGGAUGGAGGAGAAUGGAAUACACAAAGGCUUUAUGAAAUAUUACCUGAAGAAUUUGCAGAACACAUCAUAGUAAACCUUCAGCCACCUGCAGCUCAAGGAGUCUUGGAUGUACCUAUUUGGAGUUUGGAAUCAAAGGGUCGGUUCAGUGUUAGAACAAUAUGGGAGUAUGUGAGGAACAGAGCUGAACCAAUGUCAGCUUAUAAGAAAAUUUGGGUGAAAGGUCUUCCAUAUAAGAUAGCCUUUUUCAUGUGGAAAGUAUGGAGGAACAAGCUGCCAUUGGAUGACUUUUUCAGAAGACUUGGCUAUCAGAUGGCAUCUAAGUGCUGGUGUUGUGCAGAUCCUUUGGAGGAAACAACACAACACUUAUUUUUUACAUCAUAUGCUGCAAACAAAGUAUGGAGGUAUUACCUUGGGCAUGCUGGUAUUGUAACAGAAGGACUCACACUACACCAGAUCUCUUCUACUUUGCAGUCAUUGAUUAAAGUAUGGAAGCCAGGAAUUAGUCAGGUUUCUCAUAGGUGGCCAGAUAUGUUGAAGAUGAUGGAGCAGUUCACACCAAAUCUCAGGUAUACAAAGGUGAAUUGGGAUUUUCCAAAACAAGGUAGGGUGAAAGUCAACACAGAUGGAGCUUCAAGAGGUAAUCCGGGAAGGAGUUCAAUUGGUUUUGUCCUUAGAAAUGAGGAGGGUGAUGUCCUGUAUGCAUGUGGCAAGGAGAUCCAAGAGGGCACAAAUUCAAUUGCUGAAGAUAAAGCUAUCUCUGAGGCUUUGAAAUUUUGUGUACAGCAUGACUAUGUCUUGAUUGACUUGCACACAGACUCUAUGGUGCUGCAGAAAGUGAUUACAGGAGAAUGGAAGCCCCCUUGGGUCUUGGGAAGUCUGGUAGAGGAGAUUAUGGAUUUGAUGAAGAGGGCUAAUGUUAAGAUAUCUCAUACACUCAGAGAAGGAAACAAGUUAGCAGAUCACAUUGCAAAUUAUGCCCUGGACAAUGGCCUGUUGGAGUGUUAUGGAUUUGAAGAUUUGGAUGUUCAGGGGAGAAAGUUGGUGAACUCUGAUAAAUUACAAUGUCCAUACAUAAGAGUCUCAGCUUCAAGGAGAUANGAAAGUGAUUACAGGAGAAUGGAAGCCCCCUUGGGUCUUGGGAAGUCUGGUAGAGGAGAUUAUGGAUUUGAUGAAGAGGGCUAA
Messenger RNA from Nicotiana tabacum (common tobacco), 2946 nucleotides. NCBI's taxonomy places the organism in Eukaryota, Viridiplantae, Streptophyta, Magnoliopsida, Solanales, Solanaceae. The record is from RefSeq and is a predicted model, not a curated record.